This is a messenger RNA of Symbiodinium necroappetens, 5580 nucleotides long. The record is from the annotation of a GenBank genome assembly. Lineage: Eukaryota; Dinophyceae; Suessiales; Symbiodiniaceae.
AUGAAGGACAAGGCCGCAUUAGAAGCGAGACUCGAUGAGAUAGAAAGCAAAACUUAUUGGACUCUGGACGAGAAAGAUGAACGCGAUAAAAUCAUCGAAACGCUAGAUCCCGGCUCUGAAAACUUCUAUGGAAACCUGUACAGGAACAGUCAGCUCAAAGACGAGGAGAAGGCAUACCCCGUCUACCGACACCUGCUGGACACGAGGAAGGCUACCAAGCAGAAGCUGUGGCAGGCACUUUGGGAGGACAUCCCAAAAGAGCAUCGGGCCGGCUUGUCGCCCAAAACUCCCUUUGCAAAAUCUUGCGGACGCGCCUGGUCCACGAAACCCUCCCAGCGGCACAAUGGGACGGUUUUGUCGCGCAUGCUGGAUGCAUCCAGGGCUGAGAAGAUGUGUGAGUCCCUGACUAUUUGCAGCGGCUACAGCUGCAACGAUGGUGGCUGUGAGCUCUUCGCCGGCUCCGAUUUGUCCAGUGGAGAGGGCUAUGACACUUAUGUGAAGGAUAUGCCACACACAACUAAACAGGCAUACCUUGCCACCCUAUGCCCAUGGUUCAUGGACUGGCACUUGGUGGAAGAGGGAGGCGUCUAUGGCGUCUACCAUCCCACUCACAGGCUCACCUUCGCCGGGUCCUGCAACGUCACCCGAGAGUAUGAAAUUGCGCAGUGUGCGGAACAACAGGGCAGGGUCCAGGCUAGUUGCCAUACAUUCGGGGCCUGGCUGCAAGGUGCCCAGAUUCGACUUUCCAGGAUGCAGAAAGAGAAGGCCAUUGCCAGCCUUGAUGCCAAGAACAGAAACGCAUACCAGCAGGAGCGCGACAAGCGGUGGCUUGCAGAGAACACGGCUCAGUACAAAGUCGAGCUCGCGCAGAAGGCUGCGGAAGCAAGAAACCCACCGUUCUCUGUGUGGGGCAUUGUCUCAACCAUAGGUUCUCUUGCAGGUCCAUUGGCCAGUCUUGUCGGUGUUGGAACGAAGGCCACCGAGCCUAUGCAAAAAGGGGUGGAAGUUGCCUUUGGACUGAUUGAAGCUAUUGGUGUUACCGGUGAAAAGUACUCCGCAGGCAGAGGAUAUGGGGAGUUCGAAGAUGAGCAACACGAACAGGAAUAUUUCGAAGCUGUCAGCGAACAGGUUACAAAGUUUGAGGAGGCGCGCUUGGAAGCCGACACAGCACUCCUCCAUGCUCAGCUGGACUUUGCGAAGGAGACCCUGGGCGCAGUGGGUUCUGAGAUCAGCGCUGCUCAAACUGGAACAGACGCCUUGUGUGACUUCUUCGACUUCUCCAUCUGCAAUUUGCUGGAGCUUAUCGGCAAGCGUGCCGCCGAUCAAGCCAACUUCUUGGCUGGUCUGUCGGACAAGGAUCAGAAGCAGCGUUUCGACGAAUUGAGGAAGGGCAUCAAGAACGAGACAGAGGCUAUUCGAAAAGACAUUCAGGGCGUGCAAGAAGCAAUUGAGAAGGGCAUGGAUCAGAUCUCCAACCUGACGACACCUCUCAAGCAUGCAAUGUCAGACAUGGGAGCGAGCUUGAAGAGCUCCGUUGACGCAGUGGCCACUCAAGUCAAUCAGGCCGUGGGGAAGGUCUCUAGUGACGUGCUUCGGAGUCUGGAGGACUCACGCCGGCUGCUGGAUUCCAAAGUCGGUAACAUUGAAGCAGCGCUGACAAGCAUGGACAAGUCCACCACAGAGGCUAUUCAGCGAACCCAGGCCAAGCUCACUUCUGAAAUCAAGGACGUGCAGGCCGCUGUGCUCGAUGGAAGCCAACGAGUCCUCGAUGGCAUGGAAGACAAAAUGACCCUGAUGCGACUUGAGAUGAAGAGUUUCGAGUCGUCACUCAGCGACGAUCUCUGGGAUGUGCAACAAUAUCAGGGGGUCUUGGGAGACAUGAUUGUCGGUAACGCCAUGCGCCUGGAUGAGUUGCAAUCUGCGGUGGAUGGCGCACUCGCUUUGGCAGAGGAGCAUCAGCUUGAGAGCUUCCAAGCGCGGCUCUCUGAAGUAUUGGUGGACAUGAGGUCUGCGCUUGUCACUGCGCUUGAUCUUGAAGAGCAGGCCUUUGCGGCCAAGCUUGCCUACGGCAGGGCUGUUCAGCACUACUCUCAGUGCAAGGUUCCGUGGGAAGAGGUCCUGGAAAAACAGGCGAGCAUGAACAGUUCACAGGUCCUCAAGGAGCCCCAGCAGUUCUUUGAUCUGCAGGCGAAGGCGGCUGCAUCCUUUGUGAAAGCAGCGCAGAUCCUGUCUGCCGGGCGGGUGAUUCGCCGCUUGAUCGAGAAAGGCAUCUUGGAGCUGCUGCCUGCAGGGCUGAAGCAAGAUGACUUCACAGUCUGUCGUGAGUACUUCUCCCCACGUGGUCUUCAGAAAGUCGGUGAAGCGAUCCAAUUCAGUGCCAGCAGAGCAUUAACGUCGGUGUCGAGGCAACUUGAGUAUCUGCACAGUCUUUGGAUCAGGACAAAGCAGGUUUCAGCAAGGAACGGUGCGGCGAUUGGCCAUGAAACCACCUUGCUCACUCAGGAGGCCUGGGCAAACAUUGUCUCGACAAUGUCAACGGUGGCCAGGGUCUUCGAGAUGCCAGUCGCCGACAAGCUCCUCUACCGCAAGAUCCUGGCACAAACACUUCCGGAGCUUUGCUCAUUGCCGACGAGCUGUGUCUCCGCCAUUGUGCAAUUAGCACCGUCGAGUCCGACGACAUCUCUGGUGGCGUGGGAUCGUGUAAAAUUGGACCAUGGGGGUGAGCUCCUUGUGGUGCUCGAAAGGGCAGAGGCGCUGCUCCUGGAAGAGGGCGUGCAUUCCGGCUGGGAGAUUGACGUGCGAAAGCCCAUCCCGGCAAAGUUGCAGAAUGUCAACAGCCUUUUGAACUCCCGAGUCUUUGGCUGCAAGCUUGACAAGAAUGCAGAUGGUUACACUGCAUUCCGACCGCGCGACUCGAUUGCUCUGUCAAUGCCUGACAGAGCCUUUUGUUUCUGUGCCGCCAGAGUGAGCUCCCGGGGAGUUGUUGACCCGGAGUGCCAACGCCACAGCAGCGGCAUUUGUGCGCAGGCCUCAAAUGUUGCACUGGACUUGUGGUCCCCCGUGCACAAACCUCUGUUUCUUGAGGUCUUCAAGCCUUGGCAGGCCAGGUUCGAAAGGCUCAUUCUGGUGACGCGUUGCGGAGACGGAGUUCAGGAUUCCUGGGAGGCUUGUGAUGACGGCAACCAGAUGGAUGGAGACGGCUGCUCCUCCAAUUGCAAGAAGAUCAGCCCCGGCUUCACGUGCACGAAGCCUGGCGAGGCUUGCGUUACCACAUGUGGAGAUGGAAUCCUUGCCGGUGCGGAAAACUGUGACGACGGCAAUCUCGAUGCCGGUGAUGGCUGCUCGCCGACCUGCUCACUUGAGAUGUGCUAUCGCAAGAGUUUUCCUGCCGCCUUCCGGCGGUUCCCUGCCACGCAGCACAUCAUCGGCGAAGGCCUUUUCGUCGACCUGGCCACCCCCGUGCUCCAUCAGCCACGAGGCGCUUUGCGUGCUGGCGUGCCAGUCUUGGCUGGCUCGGCUUCUUGUGCCGAGCUUCAAUGCCCGAGUGGCUGCGUGGACCGGGAUUGGAAGGAAGCUCUCCUUUGCAACGGACCCUGCGGCUCCGAAGAUGUGCAGCGCUGCUGCACGUGCAACUCCGAGCCAAGCUCGGGCAGCUCAGGGAGCGACGCGUCCUUGGAUCUGCAGCCCUGCUUCUCCUGCGAGGUGGGAGCAGCAGGAAGCAGCCCAAGUGGUGCAGAAAUCCAGGAAAGCUGUCGGGGCAGCCGGGCCUACGUCUUUGCCAAGUUCACGGGCGAAAAGUUGGUGGUGCGGCAUGACGUGGUACUCCCAAGCUCCACAUCCUUUGCAGAUGCGCUCCAGGGCUCCACGGGCCGCGCUGCCUCCGUUUUGUCCGGGAUUUCGCUUCGCAGGUCCAAGCUGGGCUCCCGAGGCUUCUUUGGGCUGUAUUGCCCGGGAUCGGCAGAUGACGACUGUCAGAUGUGGCAGGUUGGUCUUGAGGCCAAUCUUUCUGACUGGGAGGGCUUCGGAGCUUCUCCGCUGGGCGGCGCAGCGACGGCUGCUGCUGCAGAGGGAGACGUCUUUGCGAUUUACAAGGUCCCGCAUCAUGAAAGACUAUGGGAAUGCCCAAAGGGGCAAGCGGCUGAUUGCGGCGAUGGCAUGGUCUCGGGAUCAGAAGAGUGCGAUGCUGGGAAAGAUAUAGCGGGCUGCAGCAAGUGCAAUGUCUUACCGGGCUGGAGCUGUGACUCUACUGGUUCCUGUUCGCCUCUCUGUGGGGACGGCAAAGUGGAGGGCAAUGAGAUCUGUGAUGACGGCACAGACAAUCCUUGGGGCGGAUGCAGCAAUGAUUGUCAAUAUCGCACACAUCUUAGCUAUGUCAGCUAUUCCAACAGUUGCUUUGGAGAGGAUGUCGGGUCGCAGCAGACACGCAUCCAAGUUGACGCCGCCAGUCCCGACGCUUGCAAAGAGAGCUGCUCAACAAACCAGGAUUGCACAGCAUGUGAGUUCUUCCCAUCCGGAUGGAAGGGGAAGCACUGCUAUCACUUCAUGGGUAAGAUUAUUUCCAGUCUUGGGUCAGGGCCAAAGUGGAACUCAGCACAGUGCUUCGUGAAGGUCAAGUAUGCGCUCUUCACGGAAGGCGUGGAGUCCUUGUCCACCGCGGGAGCCUUGGCGAACUUCUGCGAGAAGAAAGGCUUCGAGCCCGUCUCUGUCAGCGCCGAAGAGGUAAGAGUCAUCGAGCAGUCCCUGAAGGAGCUUGGUCAACCAGUCAAAGACAACCGUGGAGUGCCCAUUGCUUGGGCCAGCAACGGCGGAGACGACUUCUACGAUCUUGCAGCUUGGGCAAAGUGUGCUUUGCGAAGAGAGAUCGGUAUUUACAACGACCACAACGACGACUUCCACAACGACGACUUCCACAACAACGACCGUUGUGUUUCGACCUGGCAAGCGGAGAUCCGGCGGAUGAAUAUCCACCCCAUGAACACUGGUCGUCUCGGAGCAGAUGGCAGCUCAGUUGGCGCUGUGGCCACAAAGUCAUGGGAUUCGCAGCGUGCGGGCUACAUGAAGCUUGAAGGUGGACUGCCUCGAGAAGUCUUGUCAGCGGACGCAAUCUCGGUGGAAAUCAUGUUCAAGUUGAAAGAGAUGCCAAACAUUGACCAUGCACUGAUCUUCGGCACGACCGACAAAACUUCGCCGAGUCAACUCAACCAGUUCCUCGUCACUGUGCGCUCCCAUUGGUGCGAGCCGAAUUUAAUCUUCCUUGGCAACGGCUUCUACCAUCAAAUGACCGGUGCAAAUCCGAGGCGGGACGGGGUGUGCGACAACAAGUGGCAUCGCCUUGUGGUGACGAUCAAGCGGAGCUCCAGGGAGGCCUACCUCUAUGUCGAUGGGCGAAUUGUGGCGCAGAACCGGCACAUGAACAACGUAGGGGGGACUACCAAGUUCCACGACGGUUUCAUCGUGGGCACCGGCAGCAAAGACUGUGGGGUAUGGUGCAGAGGCCAGCCGGGCUUUCGUCAGAAAGCUCAGUUUGCCCACCUGCUCUUCUACACCAGAGCCCUGACGAAAGAUGAAGCUGGGCUGAGU